ACAUUUUGAAACUUCAAGUGCAAAAAAUGACAGAGUAAAAUGUUUUAUUAAUUCAGGGUCUAAGGUCUGAUGCUUUCAUUUGCCAGAUUUUAACAGGCGUUCAUUAGGGCAUCAAAGGAUGAGAGGUGAAGAAUAGACACUGAUAGAAUUUCAAAGAGGUAUUGGGCGCACUAAAUUUAAUGUAAGAAAAUGAGGGAGAGGAGAGAAAAGGUUUUGUAGGCAACUCUGCUGAGAGAGAAUGUCCGUUGUGGAAAAGAUGUCUGUAUGAGAGGGAGAGCAGGGAAAGGGGGAGGAGUGCACGCAUGCACUGCAGCACACUCGUGCGUAAAUGUGCCCAUCUCCGCCUUGGAACCUGCAUCCCUCACUCCUCACCACUGGCACCGGCUCCUCUCCCCCUCUGCUAACCCGGGAUCACCUGUGUGGUGAUCUGCUCUUGGACCGUGGAGUCCCGGGUGUCUCGGCUCGGCGCGCUCCUCCAGGGGCUGGGGGCAGCGCCGGGGAACUCCUCCAGGUUCCUGCCGGGCUUCGUGUCCACAGCCGGGGAGAACCAUGGCUCCGAGCGGCGGGAGAGACGCGGCUCGACCCGCUCCAGGAUGCCCGUGAUGCGGGGUCUGAUUGCACCUCAGAACACCUUCCUGGACACCAUUGCCACACGAUUUGAUGGGACCCACAGUAACUUUGUCCUGGGGAAUGCUCAGGUCCAGUCUCUCUACCCCAUAGUCUACUGCUCCGAUGGGUUCUGUGAGCUGACAGGCUUUGCCCGCGGCGAGCUCAUGCAGAAGAGCUGCAUGUGUCACUUCCUGUAUGGCAGUGAGACAAGCGACCGCCUCACCUCCCAGAUGCAAAAAGCCCUGGACGAUCGCAAGGAAUUCAAAACUGAAAUCAUUCUGUACAAGAAGAGUGGCUCCAAGUUCUGGUGUCUGCUGGAUAUAGUUCCUAUCAAGAACGAGAAGAGUGAGGUGGUUCUGUUCCUGGUCUCGCAUAAAGAUAUCACAGAAAAUAAGGACCUGGACCAUGACAGUGAUUCUGAAACUGAUGAGGGAACUGGGAUGGAGAUCCACCAGGUCAGUCGCCCUCCUGGGUGCAGCAUGGAGAGGCGGCGCAGUCGGGCCGUCCUUUACCAGCUCUCCGGUCACCUUCAGAAACAGGACAAGACCAAGAGCAAGCUGAAGAUCAACAAUAGUGUUCUUGGAGCCAACGCUAACCCAGUCCCAGAGUAUAAGGUGGCUGAUGUCCAAAAGUCCCGGUUCAUCCUCCUUCACUACGGUGCGUUCAAGGCUGGCUGGGAUUGGCUGAUCUUGUUGGCCACCUUUUACGUGGCCAUCACGGUUCCCUACAAUGUGUGCUUCACUACUGUGGAGAUGAGAGAGGACGGCGUCUCUGCGGCUCGAAACCCUCCAAGCGUCAGCGAUAUCUUGGUGGAAAUACUUUUUAUCAUUGAUAUUGUGUUGAACUUCCGAACGACCUAUGUGAGUACGUCUGGUCAGGUGGUGUACGACGCCCGCUCCAUAUGCAUUCACUACGUCACCUCCUGGCUCUUUGUGGACCUGAUCGCUGCUUUGCCCUUUGAUUUGCUGUAUGCCUUCAAUAUCAGUGUGAACUUUGGGGUCCACCUUUUGAAGACGGUGCGCCUCCUCCGCCUCCUGCGCCUCCUGCAAAAACUGGACCGUUACUCCCAGUACAGCGCCGUGGUGCUCACACUGCUCAUGUCCACGUUCGCACUGCUGGCCCACUGGAUGGCCUGUGUCUGGUACUUCAUCGGACGCAGUGAGAUUGAAAGCAACAACCCCGCGUCCUGGGAUAUAGGCUGGCUCCAUGAACUGGCUAAACGCUUAGGAACUCCAUACUUCCUGACACCCCUGACCUCCCUGCUGGGAGCAUCUGAUCCGCCUCAAGGUCCCGUGGCGGCAGGGCUGGCCAACUACAGCCACUGGAACAGCUCUGGGCUGGACCUGCUGAAUGCGACGGGUUUAAUGGGCUCCGGUCAGUGGAGUGGCAACAGGACAAGGGGAAGGACCCUGAACAGCUCAGGGAUGUCCCUGAAUGGAGGGCCGUCUGUCCGGAGCUCCUAUGUGACCUCACUGUACUUCGCUCUGAGCAGUCUGACCAGUGUGGGCUUUGGCAACGUUUCAGCCAACACAGACUCUGAGAAGAUCUUUUCCAUCUGUACCAUGCUAAUUGGAGCACUAAUGCACGCUGUAGUUUUUGGUAACGUGACGGCCAUCAUCCAGAGGAUGUACUCUCGCCGCUCCCUCUACCACACCCGCACCAAAGACCUGAAGGACUUCAUUCGUGCGCACCGGCUACCCACAGCUCUGGAGCAACGCAUGAUGGAGUGUUUUCAGACAACCUGGUCCGUCAACAACGGCAUCGACGUCAGCGAGCUGCUGAGGGACUUCCCGGAUGAGCUGAGAGCAGACAUCGCAAUGCACCUGAAUAAGGAGCUGCUGCAGCUGCCGCUGUUUGAGUCAGCCAGUAGGGGGUGUCUGCGAUCCCUCUCCCUAAUCAUCAAGACCUCCUUUUGUGCGCCGGGAGAGUUCCUCAUCCGCCAGGGUGACGCCCUACAGGCGAUCUACUUUGUAUGCUCUGGCUCCAUGGAGGUGCUGAAGGAUAACACUGUGCUGGCCAUUCUAGGUCGGGGUGACCUGAUUGGCUCCGACUGUCUGACGCAGGAGGAGGUGAUAAAGACCAACGCCUGUGUGAAGGCUCUGACUUACUGUGACCUGCAGUACAUCAGCCUGAAAGGGCUCCGCGAGGUGCUCUGCCUCUACCCUGACUACGCCCAGAAGUUCCUGACUGAGAUCCAGCACGACCUGACGUACAACCUACGAGAAGGACACAACACAGAGGCAGACUGUGAGAGUAACGGAGGGAUCAUGAAGAAGCUUCCCUCCAUUAAGGAGGAUGAGGAGGGUUCGGGCUCUGAGGGGGAGCAUUCACCCCUCCCUAAGAUAUCCUCCUUCGGCAGACUAGGCCGAGGUCUGUGCUCCCCCCUGCGCUCCCCUCUGCGCUCCCCGCUGCUUCCACCCAGACCCUUCAGAGCUCCCAUUGAUCACAGCCGGCCCUCCAGCCUGCAGAUCCCAGCGGUCAGCUUCAGCUGCCUCCAUCCGGACCUCAGCCCUCGGUUUGUGGAUGGGAUUGAGGCAGAAAAGUACAGCAGUGCAGCUCAGAAGUUUGACUUUUCCCCCAGCGCGGCACAGAGUUUUCUGCCCAGCCCUGAUUCAUCCACCACCGUGACCCAUGACUAUGGUGACACUAUGCAGACUAUUGCAAAGCUAAAGAAUGAGAUGUGUGUCCUCUCCCGUCAAGUCGCCUCUGUGAGUCAGGAUCUGCAGGAAAUGACGCGUCUUCUGAAGCCUCUCCUUAACAAACCCUCCACGGUGCUGAUCCCCUGCCCCGUGACCCCCCCUCCCAGCGUGUCCUCACAAAGCUGCUCCCCAGCUCCACCCCUUAUAGCCCAACACGCACCUGUGGGCUACUCAGAAGAGCAAAGCCCUCCAUCUUUACUUGCACCCGACCCGCCCCCUUCUCCCAUGAGCGCUAGCAAAGUGUUUCAAGGAGACUUUGAUCCACUUCAGUGUUCCCGAACCAUCAGUCCUCCCCACAGUCCCCAUGUCUCCCAUCAGAUCAGUCCCACUCACCUGGUCAGCCAUCACUCAGCUCCCCCGUCACUGAACACCUCCCCUCAUGAACACAUAGCUGUGAGGCAUAUUUGCCCUUCCUCUUCCAUCCCUUCUCUUCCCUCAUCUUGCCACCCAUCAGUCAUCAGCCCCCUCCUGGUGAAUUUCUCAGAAUCUGGCAUACAGCCACAAACAUCUCCACCCCGACUCCCACAACUGUCCCAGCCCCAGUUCACAUCUCACUCUUAUGCCCAUUCUCAGGUUCAUCGCAUGACCCUCCCCCAAACUCCCAGCAUGGCAGAAAACUCCCAAAUGCCUCUCCACAACCUGCAGGAGGUGGAGUGGGCAGAGCAGAGAACCGAGCUCAGCUUCAUGGAUGAAUGCCAGCCGUCAGAGUAAACAGGAGAGCCGAUGGGACACUGACUGAAAGGACCAGCAUGUCACGACUUACUGCAUGACAUUUGCCCCCAAGUUUGGCAAGCCAGCUACGUUGUAAAUAUGCAGUUUUUAAACUGUUAUAAUGAGCACCAUCAAGAAGAUCUGAUAAUAAAAGUUCUUUAAAGGUUUGAUUUGAUCCAGGUAGUUCUUUUUCUCAGAAAUCAUAGAGCUUGGACUGAGUUUCAACAGCAGCUCAGGUAAGAAUGGAAGCCAGAACACUCACUCUCACACUCAUAGUUGCAACACUGGUGAGUGUAGUUUCACG
This is a messenger RNA of Menidia menidia (Atlantic silverside), 4323 nucleotides long. The record is from the annotation of a GenBank genome assembly. NCBI's taxonomy places the organism in Eukaryota, Metazoa, Chordata, Actinopteri, Atheriniformes, Atherinopsidae.